AUGUCCUAUCGCCCAUCUCUUUCAGAAUUUUUCGAGCCAGUCAAUUACUCGACCCUGUCCACUGAUUACGUUUACUUAAGAAACGUUGAAGAGGCUCGCAAGACAGUAAAGUAUCCCGAAUAUUUGGCGAAAACCGAGAAGGAUGAGAUUGGGAAGUACCGCCGAUUUGACAACCCUGGACAUGCUGCCAGAGACCGUGGGAACUUUGGCGAUCCCAAGUUCAGAAACAUCUUCCCAGAGGGCAUUGAGAAAUAUAACCACUUUGAUAUAACUCCUGACUUGGGAACGGAAAUCGAUGACGAGUCGUUUCAAUUGAGUCAAUUGAGUGACGCCGCCAAGGAUGAUUUUGCUUUGUUCUUGGAACAGCGAGGUUUGGCCGUCUUUCGCCAACAGGAUUUCCGUGAUAAGGGCCCUAAGUUUGCCAAGGAAUUUGGCGAGUAUUUCGGUAGACUUCACAUCCAUCCUGUGAGCUAUUCAGCCGCGGGUUAUCCAGAGCUUUUCACCACCUUCAGAAACGCUGGUACUAAGGAGCGUUACGAAAAAGUGUACGCAGACACCACCCAGCUGUACGGAUGGCACUCAGAUGUAAGUUUCGAGAAAUAUCCAUCGCUGUUCUCAAUCUUUGUCGCUCUUGAAGCACCCCCCUCUGGAGGUGACACCGUGUUCAUUGACCUUAGAGAGGCCUACAGGAGAUUGCUGCCAACGAUCCAAAAGUUCUUCGAGACUUUGACCGUUAUUCACUCCAACGUGUAUCAAAACAAGUUUGCUGCCCACAAUGGUCAACCAGCUCGUGUCAGCGGUGACUUAUACACGAAGCACCCUUUAGUCAGAGUACAUCCUGUCACCAAGGAGAAGCUGUUGUUUUUCUCCAGAGGCUUCAUUCAGCGGGUUGAGGGAGUCAAGAAACAAGAGCUGGACUUUAUCCUUAACUUUUUGGUCGAGCACGUCACUAGUAACCCCGAGUUCCAAGUGAGAGCACUUCAUAAAGGAGGUGAUCUGCGCCUGGUCAUUGCAUGGGACAAUCGGUUCUUGUUGCACACUGCAACGUUAGACUUCUUGCGGCACACCACCGGUAACCGUCACCAUUUCCGGAUCACGGUAUUGGGUGAAAGACCUUACAACGAUGUUAUCGGUGAUGGCGAUGGCAAUAAAGAGGAGGAAUCUGGGACUCUCACUCCACCUGGCAGUGAUUAG
Diutina rugosa is the source of this 1194-nucleotide messenger RNA. RefSeq names its product TauD/TfdA dioxygenase family protein. Gene Ontology annotation, molecular function: sulfonate dioxygenase activity. Gene Ontology annotation, cellular component: cytoplasm. The transcript has a single exon. The coding region runs from base 1 to 1194 and encodes 397 amino acids. NCBI's taxonomy places the organism in Eukaryota, Fungi, Ascomycota, Pichiomycetes, Serinales, Debaryomycetaceae. Gene Ontology annotation, biological process: sulfur compound catabolic process. The record is from RefSeq and is a predicted model, not a curated record.